This is a messenger RNA of Drosophila montana, 2114 nucleotides long. It is a transcript of the gene CPT2, whose product is annotated as Carnitine palmitoyltransferase 2. The transcript has 3 exons. Gene Ontology annotation, cellular component: mitochondrion. The record is from RefSeq and is a predicted model, not a curated record. Gene Ontology annotation, molecular function: carnitine O-palmitoyltransferase activity. Bases 84 to 2111 code for a protein of 675 amino acids. Gene Ontology annotation, biological process: fatty acid beta-oxidation. Lineage: Eukaryota; Metazoa; Arthropoda; Insecta; Diptera; Drosophilidae.
GUUGUUGCUGUUUGUUUACGUCGACUAGUGGACUUUGGCUGCCAUCGCGCUUUGUUUUCAAUUACCGGCUUAAAUUGCGAAUAAUGUUUAGAUUAAAAGUGCAUAAGAGCCGCUUUGGCGCCGUUCUGGCUGCAACGCGCAACUCUACAACAACCACAACACAUGGCAAUCAUUAUCAAUAUCUGCAGAACUCAAAGCUGCCCACGCUCUAUUUUCAGCGGUCGCUGCCGCGUUUGCCCAUACCGCUGCUGGAAAAGUCGUGCGAGCGAUUUCUGGCCGCCGUGCAGCCCAUACUCAGCGCAGAGGAGCAUCGGGAGACGCAACAGGUGGUCGAACAAUUUCGCCAGGGCGUCGGCAUGGAGCUGCAUGCGAAGCUGAAGCAACGCGAUGAGGCCAACAAGCACACCAGCUACAUUUCGGAGCCCUGGUUCGACAUGUACCUGACGGAUCGAGCGCCCCUGCCGCUCAACUACAAUCCGCUUCUGGUCAUGCGAGGCGAUCCGAGGCCAGAGUAUCAGCCACAGGUGACGCGUGCCACAAAUUUGAUCAUCAGCUCGCUUCGUUUCUGGCGCUCGUUGCAGGCUAAUAUUCUAGAGCCAGAGGUCUAUCACAUGAAUCCCAAGAAAACAGACACGGCCAGCUAUCGGCGCUGGAUGGCUAUCGCGCCGAAAGCCUUUGCCACAUACGCUUCGUAUGCAUUCAAGGCCUUUCCGCUGGACAUGAGCCAAUACAGCCGCCUGCUUGGCACCACCCGCAUACCGAAGCUGGGCAAGGACGAGCUGGUACAAUCGCCGCACUCGAAGCACAUUCUUGUCAUGCGACGCGGCAAUAUGUAUGCAAUGAAUGUGCUAGACAGCAGCGGUUACAUUCUGAGCCCGAGCGUCAUACUGGGUCGCCUGAAAAGCAUUCUUGAACAGGACUCGCAGCGGGAACCGGCAAGCGUGCCGCUGGGUGUGCUCACUACCUCUCAGCGCAAUGACUGGGCCCAAACGCGAGCUCAUUUCGUCAGCAAUCCAAAGAACGCUGAUCUGCUGCAGCGGGAGGUGGACGCAGCGCUGUUUUGUCUGUGCCUGGACAGCGUGGAGGAUGGCCUGUUCGAUGAGACCAACCCGGUGCCCAUGUUGAAGCAUCAGCUGGCGGGCAAGGCAACGAAUCGCUGGUUCGACAAGUCCCUGUCGCUGUUGAUCAGCGCCGACGGCAUCACGGCCGUCAACUUUGAGCACUCCUGGGGAGAUGGCGUCGCUGUGCUCCGCUACUUCAAUGAGAUCUACAAGGACAUGCUGCAGCAGCCAUUUGUGUCGGCAAGCACGCCGCAUACACCAGCUGAUGGCGAUACUAGCAAUGUGCGGCCGCUGAACUUUGAGAUCGAUGAGAGGACGCGUGCCGCUGUGGAGGCAGCUUACGCACAAAAUGCCAGCAUUGUUGAGAGUCUGGAUAUGAAUUAUUUGCAGUACAAGCAGCUUAAUAAGGGCACCUGUAAGCGACACGGCCUGAGCCCCGACUCCAUCAUUCAGCUAGCCUUCCAGCUGGCCUACCGUCAGGCAUUUAAGCGCUAUGUGGGCACCUACGAGUCCUGCAGCACAUCAGCCUUUCGACACGGUCGCACCGAGACAAUGCGCCCCUGCACAAUGGCCACCAAAGCCUUCUGCGAGGCUGUGCUGCAGCCAACGCAAAGGCAGCCCAGCUCGGGAGAGCUGCGCGCUAUGAUUGAUAAGUGCAGCAGCGUGCACGGGCAGCUGACCAAGGAGGCGGCCAUGGGACAGGGCUUUGAUCGUCAUUUGUUUGCCCUAAGGCAUACGGCACAGCUGGAGGGGCUACCGCAACCGGCGCUGUUUGAGACUGAAGCUUACAAACGCAUCAACUAUAACAUUAUAAGCACCUCCACGCUGGGCACCGAUACUGUAGUAGCCGGUUCCUUUGGUCCCGUGGUCAAGGAUGGACUGGGCGUUGGCUACUCCAUUCAGAACGAUUUUGCGGGCGCCAUUGUGACCUCGUACAAGAACCAGGCUCAAGGCAAGGAAUUUAUAGAUAGCCUGGAAUCAGCAUUCGACCAAAUAUGCGCCAUUAUUGAGCGCAGCAGCAGCGCCGCAAAGGCCGAGAGAAGCAACUAAGGA